AUGGGAGAGGCCUGCGUCUCUCUACAAUGGGAGAGGCCUGUAUCUCUCUACAAUGGAAGAGGCAUGUGUCUCUAUACAAUGGGAGAGGCCUGUGUCUCUUUACAAUGGGAGAGGUCUGUGUCUCUCUACAAUGGGAGAGGUCUGUGUCUCCCUACAAUGGGAGAGGUCUGUGUCUCCCUACAAUGGGAGAGGCCCGUGUCUCUCUACAAUGGAAGAAGCCUGUGUCUCCCUACAAUGGGAGAGGCCUGUGUCGCUCUACAAUGGGAGAUGCCUGUGUCUCUCUACAAUGGGAGAGGCCUGUGUCGCUUACAAUGGGAGAUCCCUGUGUCUCUCUACAAUGGGAGAGGCCUGUGUCGCUCUACAAUGGGAGAGGCCUGUGUCUCUCUACAGUGGGAGAACCUGUGUCUCUCUACAAUGGGAGAGGCCUGUGUCUCUCUACAAUGGGAGAGGCCUGUGUCUCUCUACAAUGGGAGAGAGAGCCUGUGUCUCUCUACAAUGGGAGAGGCCUGUAUCUCUCUACAAUGGGAGAGGCCUGUGUCUCUCUACAAUGGGAGAGUCUGUGUCUCUCUACAAUGGGAGAGGCCUGUGUCUCUCUACAAUGGGAGAGGCCUGUGUCUCUCUACAGUGGGAGAGGCCUGUGUCUCUCUACAAUGGGAGAGGCCUGUAUCUCUCUACAAUGGGAGAGGUCUGUGUCUCUCUACAAUGGGAGAGGCCUGUGUCUCUCUACAAUGGGAGAGGCCUGUGUCUCUCUACAAUGGGAGAGGCCUGUGUCUCUCUACAAUGGGAGAGGCCUGUGUCUCUACAAUGGGAGAGGCCUGUGUCUCUCUACAAUGGGAGAGGUCUGUGUCUCCUACAAAGACCUGUGUCUCCCUACAAUGGGAGAGGCCCGUGUCUCUCUACAAUGGAAGAGGCCUGUGUCUCCCUACAAUGGGAGAGGCCUGUGUCUCUCUACAAUGGGAGAGGUCUGUGUCUCUCUACAUGGGAGAGGCCUUCCCUACAUGGGAGAGGCCUGUCUCUCAGAAGCCCGUGUCUCUACAAUGA
Parnassius apollo (apollo) is the source of this 1041-nucleotide messenger RNA. NCBI's taxonomy places the organism in Eukaryota, Metazoa, Arthropoda, Insecta, Lepidoptera, Papilionidae. The record is from the annotation of a GenBank genome assembly.